AUGAUGUUUUUCAGUACAAAUUGUCCAAAGAAGGUGAAGGAUCCUCUCAUUAAGAAAAAUAACACAUAUACAGCUGCAGCUACAAGCUACACCCCUAAUAUUGCAAGGGACCCUGGGCUGGCAACCAUUGCUAAAAGUGCAACAAUAGAGCCCAAAGAAGUUAAACCAGAAACAAAACCUGCAGAACCCAAGAAAACUUUUAACAGCGUCAGCAAAAUUGAUCGACUAUCAAGAAUAGCCUUCCCACUGCUUUUUGGAAUCUUUAAUUUAGUCUAUUGGGCCACUUAUUUAAACCGGGAGCCCCAGUUAAAAGCCCCAACUCCAGAGCAAUGA
Messenger RNA from Tinamus guttatus (white-throated tinamou), 333 nucleotides. Lineage: Eukaryota; Metazoa; Chordata; Aves; Tinamiformes; Tinamidae. The record is from RefSeq and is a predicted model, not a curated record.